Messenger RNA from Marmota flaviventris (yellow-bellied marmot), 1326 nucleotides. RefSeq names its product arginine vasopressin receptor 1B (gene Avpr1b). The record is from RefSeq and is a predicted model, not a curated record. Gene Ontology annotation, cellular component: plasma membrane. Gene Ontology annotation, biological process: regulation of systemic arterial blood pressure by vasopressin; cellular response to hormone stimulus; positive regulation of vasoconstriction. Gene Ontology annotation, molecular function: peptide binding; vasopressin receptor activity. NCBI's taxonomy places the organism in Eukaryota, Metazoa, Chordata, Mammalia, Rodentia, Sciuridae.
UUUCCCCUUGAUACUUCAUUCACACCCUCCCUCCAUUUCCCCCACCCCCAGCAAACCUUGACCAUGGAUUUGGAGCCUUCCUGGACUGCCAUACCCAACCCUGGGGGCACCCUUUUUGCCCCCAAUGCCACAACACCCUGGCUGGGCCGGGAUGAGGAGCUGGCCAAGGUGGAGAUUGGCAUACUGGCUACCGUCCUGGUGCUGGCCACAGGGAGCAACCUGGCUGUGCUGCUGACCCUGGGCCAGCCAGGUCGCAAGCGCUCCCGCAUGCACCUGUUUGUGCUGCACCUGGCCCUGACUGACCUGGGUGUGGCACUCUUCCAGGUGCUGCCCCAGCUGCUCUGGGACAUCACCUACCGCUUCCAGGGUCCUGACCUCCUCUGCCGGGCUGUCAAGUACCUGCAGGUGCUGAGCAUGUUUGCCUCCACCUACAUGCUGCUGGCCAUGACAGUGGACCGAUACCUGGCCGUCUGUCAUCCCCUACGCAGCCUCCAGCAGCCCAGCCAGUCCACUUACCCACUCAUCGCGGCUCCCUGGUUGCUGGCUGCCAUCCUUAGCCUCCCUCAAGUCUUCAUAUUUUCUUUGCGGGAGGUGAUCCAGGGCACAGGGGUGCUGGACUGCUGGGCUGAUUUCCGCUUCUCCUGGGGGCCACGGGCCUACAUCACCUGGACUACUCUGGCCAUCUUUGUCCUGCCUGUGGCCAUACUUACAGCCUGCUACAGCCUCAUCUGCCAUGAGAUCUGUAAGAACCUAAAAGUCAAGACACAGGCUGGGAGGGUGGAAGCAGGGGGCUGGAGGACUUGGGACAAGCCUUCACCUUCUGCCCCAGCUGCGGCCAAGCGGGGGCUACCAUCUCGGGUCAGCAGCAUCAGCACCAUCUCUCGGGCCAAGAUCCGAACGGUGAAGAUGACCUUCAUCAUCGUGCUGGCCUACAUCGCUUGCUGGGCACCCUUCUUCAGUGUCCAGAUGUGGUCUGUGUGGGAUGAGGAUGCCCCUGAUGAAGAUUCCACCAACGUGGCCUUUACCAUCUCCAUGCUUUUGGGCAACAUCAGCAGCUGCUGCAACCCCUGGAUCUACAUGGGCUUCAAUAGCCACCUGUUACCACGCCCCCUGCGUCAUCUUGCCUGUUGUGGGGGAGCCCGGCCCCGCAUGCGUAGACAGCUCUCCAGCAGCAGUCUCUCCAGCCGCCGCACCACCCUGCUGACCCGCUCCAGCUGCCCACCCACCCUCAGCCUCAGCCUCAGUUCGAGGCCAGGGCCGGCAGAGUCACUGAAGGAUUUAGAACAGGCAGACGGGGAAGCCACCACUGAGACCAGCAUCUUUUAG